Messenger RNA from Quercus robur (English oak), 1743 nucleotides. Its product is annotated as probable N-acetyltransferase HLS1. The record is from RefSeq and is a predicted model, not a curated record. Gene Ontology annotation, molecular function: acyltransferase activity, transferring groups other than amino-acyl groups. Lineage: Eukaryota; Viridiplantae; Streptophyta; Magnoliopsida; Fagales; Fagaceae. The transcript is spliced from 3 exons. Bases 236 to 1477 code for a protein of 413 amino acids.
UCCGUACCAAGAAAUUAUAACAGAGAAGAAGUGGAAUCGAUCAGCAUUAAUUUAGUAGCCGCAACGGUUCAAUGUCUUUGGGAGUCCAUGAGUACUCGCACACUAGCUAUAAAAUCGAUCCUAUUUGUUCACCUAGUAUUCAGUACUAAACAAACUAAAAAAAAAUCUGUUUUUAUAAUUCUAGUACUUCAAUAGCUUUUGUUUCUUGUGAGUGAUUUUUGUCUUUGGGUAGUGAAUGGAGGAGAAUAAAGUGAUAGAAGUGAGAGAGUUCAACGCAAACAAGGACAUUCCAAGUGUUGAAGACAUAGAGAGAAGGUGUGAGGUUGGUCCAACAGGCCAAAUGUCUCUCUUCACCAAUCUUUUAGGUGACCCUAUUUCCAGAAUCCGCCACUCACCUUCUUUCCUCAUGCUGGUAGCUGAGAUGGUGGGUGAUAAUUCGGAGAAAGAGAUUGUUGGAAUGAUUAGGGGUUGCAUCAAAACCGUCACUUGUUCCAAAAAGCUCACCAGAAAUGGCAGUAAGUGUAAGAACAACAAUAUAGACACUCCAAAACUCAGCCCCAUUUGCACCAAACUCGCUUACGUUCUAGGUCUCCGAGUUUCUCCUUCUCACAGGAGAAAAGGUAUUGGGUUGAAGCUGGUUAAGGAAAUGGAGCAGUGGUUCAUAAAAAAUGGAGUUGAGUACUCAUACAUAGCCACUGAUAAAGAUAACAAACCCUCCCUUAAUCUUUUCACGCAAAAAUGUGAUUACACUAAGUUUCGAACCCCAUCAAUUUUGGUCCAACCUGUGUUUGCUCACCGAGUCAAGUUCCCUAGCCGAGUUACAAUAAUCAAACUCACCCCAUCUGACUCAGAGAGGCUCUAUCGCCACCGAUUCUCCACCACCGAGUUCUUCCCCAGAGACAUUGAUAGGAUUCUCGAUAAUAAACUCAAUCUGGGUACUUACCUAGCUAUCCCAAGAGGGUCGUUCUCGGCUGAGUCAUGGCCGGGUUGGAACGAGUUCUUAUGUGAUCCGCCCGAGUCAUGGGCAAUUAUGAGUGUUUGGAAUUGUAAAGAGGUGUUUACGUUAGAAAUAAAAGGCGCGUCACGUGCACGGCGCUUGGCAGCUAAGGCUACACGCGUGGUGGACAAGGCGUUACCGUGGUUGGAAGUGCCUUCGGUUCCUGAUGUUUUUAGGCCAUUUGGGUUGCUUUUUAUGUAUGGGUUAGGAGGUGAAGGUCCACGUGCAGGGAGUUUGAUGAAGGCCUUGUGUGGCCACACGCAUAACUUGGCAAAAGCUAAUGGUUGUGGAGUGCUGGUGACUGAGGUGGCAAGUGGGGACCCGUUGAGGUUAGCAAUACCACAUUGGAAGAGGCUAUCUUGCGCCGAAGAUGUAUGGUGCAUCAAAAGACUUGCGGGGCAUUAUAGUGAUGGGCCUGUUGGUGAUUGGACCAAAUCCCAACCUGGCCUUUCCAUUUUUGUGGACCCUAGAGAGUUCUAAAAUUUGAGUGACUCAAUUAAAACUCACACUGCCCGUGUUCACUCUAAACCCAAGUUCACAAAAUGCUUGAAUAUCAACUUAUAUUUGGAUUUUGGAACAUGACGAGUACUUGCUAAAAAAUUAUUUAAAUAUGCCACCAAUUACAAAGGGACACUUUAGCAUAUCGUGAAUUUGGGUGUGUUCCUCAAGUUACUUGAACUGUAACUUAUAUGUGACUUGUAUGGGCUUUUUUUUGUCGUUGUAAAGUGUUUUUACCUUUCAAUGUA